Messenger RNA from Chroicocephalus ridibundus (black-headed gull), 670 nucleotides. RefSeq lists its product as uncharacterized. Bases 59 to 670 code for a protein of 203 amino acids. Gene Ontology annotation, biological process: response to bacterium. The record is from RefSeq and is a predicted model, not a curated record. NCBI's taxonomy places the organism in Eukaryota, Metazoa, Chordata, Aves, Charadriiformes, Laridae. The transcript is spliced from 3 exons.
CAGGAGCAGAAAGCCGAGGCUGGCGGGCGCAGAGAGGCGCGGGCGGCGGAGCGGCGGGAUGCGGCGGCGCCGGGGCGAAGGGCUGUCGGGGCUGGUCGUGCUGCUGCUGGCAGUGGCUGCGGGCAGAGCCCAGGUGCAGCAGGAGCCGUCGGCAGAGACCCCCGAAAGCACCGGCAUCAACAUCACUUGCUCGCACCCCAACAUACAGACCACGGAGUUCAUCUACUGGUACCGUCAGCUCCCGGGACGAGGCCCCGCACUGCUCCUGAGCACUCUCAAAGACUCCAAAGAGCUGCGGGACCCGCCGGGGCGGCUGUGGGUGUCGGCAGAGCGCCGCUCCAGCGCCCUGUGGCUCGCCCGGCCCCGGCGCGGGGACGCGGCGGUGUAUUACGAGGAAAAUGGCAGCCACAAGGAAACCAGUUGUCUGAGGUGUAUAGUAGACAAAUUUCUGAAGCAGGCAAUCCAUGAACAGACUAGGACAGAGGCUCUCUGUGACCUGCUACUCACAAAUGAGGAAGAACUGUUGGAUGAUGUAAAGUUCAAGGUCAGCCUUGCCUGCGGUGACCAGGAGUCUGUGGAGUUUAAGAUCCUCAGAGAACUGACCAAGACAAACAGGACAACUACUGCAAUGGACUUCAGGAGAGCACAUCUUGAAGUGGCCAGGGAUUGA